AGAGACAUUGGAGUACUGAGUACGAGUGAGAGAGGCAGAGUGAGAAUAUGAACAAACAGUGAGCGACUCAGAAGAAGAAGCGAAGAAAAGGAGGGAAGCAAAAAUGAGUACGGUCGACAAGAUGCUGAUCAAAGGCAUCCGAAGUUUCGACCCGGAAAACAAGAACGUCAUCACCUUCUUCAAACCCUUAACCCUAAUCGUCGGUCCCAACGGUGCCGGCAAAACCACGAUCAUUGAAUGCUUGAAGCUUUCUUGCACCGGUGAGUUACCUCCUAAUGCUAGGUCUGGUCACAGCUUCAUUCACGACCCCAAGGUUGCGGGAGAAACCGAAACCAAGGGACAGAUUAAGCUCCGGUUCAAAACCGCUGCCGGUAGAGACGUGGUUUGCAUAAGGUCAUUUCAACUCACUCAAAAAGCAUCUAAGAUGGAAUACAAAGCAAUUGAGAGUGUGCUUCAAACUAUUAAUCCUCAUUCCGGCGAGAAAGUUUGCCUUAGCUAUAGAUGUGCUGACAUGGAUCGAGAGAUUCCUGCACUCAUGGGUGUUUCGAAGGCCAUUUUGGAAAAUGUUAUAUUCGUUCAUCAAGAUGAAGCAAAUUGGCCACUUCAAGAUCCUUCCACGUUAAAGAAGAAGUUUGAUGACAUCUUUUCCGCAACUCGAUACACAAAGGCACUUGAGGUUAUAAAGAAACUUCACAAGGAUCAAGCUCAAGAGAUAAAGACUUACAAGCUGAAACUGGAAAAUCUUCAAACUCUGAAAGAUGCGGCUUACACGCUUCGGGAAAACAUCACACAUGAUCAAGAGAAAGCAGAAUCUCUAAAAGAUCAGAUACAGCAGUUGGAUGGAAGCAUUAAAGAUUUGGACGCUAAAAUUGAUCAUGUGGAUAAAACAUUGAAACAUUUGCUGGAGCUAAAGGGGCAAAUAUCAAGUAAAACUACAGAACGAAGCACUCUAUUUAGGUCACAACAGAAGCAAUAUUCUGACCUUGAGGAGGAGUUUGAAGAACCUGAUGAGGAGUUGAUGGAAUCGAAGACCAAGUUUGAUGAAAAGAUUGCAAAUUCACAAACACAAAUAAGCAAGUUGGAUAGAGAGAAGUCUGACAUUAACACAAAAUUUCCUGUCCUUAAGAAGACCAUCGAUAACUCCAUCUGGGAGAUCAGCAAGCUACAAACUGAAGCAGAAGCUCACAUGUCUCUGAGGAGUGAACGAGAUAGUUGCAUUAAAAAUAUUUUUGAUAGGUAUAACUUGGGAUCUCUUCCAAAGCCACCCUUCAGUGCUGAGGAUGCUUUGAACCUCACUAAUCGUGUAAAAUCAAGGUUGGGGGAUCUUGAGAAGGAUCUUGAAGAUAAAAAGAAUGCAAAUAACACUGAACUCAAGAUGGCAUGGGAUUGCUACUUAAAUGCAAAUGAAAGUUGGCAAAAUACUGAAGCUAAAAUACAAACUAAGAGAGAGCACAAGGCUGGCAUUAUAAAGCGCAUUGAAGAGAAGAAAAAUGAGCUUGAGUCAUUCGAACUUGAAAUAUCUAAUAUAGAUGUUUCUCAUUUAGACGAGAGAGAAAGAGAAUUGCAAAUUCGUCUGGAGGGGAAGAUCAAACAACGUGAUGAAAGAGAAUUUGAACUAAAGAAAAGUGAAAUCGAAAAUAAAGCCCUUAAUGUGGAGCAAAAGAUUAGAGCUCUCAAUCGAGAGAUGCUUACAAUGGCUACUGAUUCAAAGGAAAGAGAAAAAUUAUCUCUUAUGAAGGGAGACUUGGAGACAAAGAAGAAGCAACAUAAAAAGAUAAUUGAUGACCAAAAAGAUAAAAUAAGAAGGGUGCUAAAAGGGAGGAUUCCUUCUGAUAAGGACCUGAAGAAGGAAAUCACACAAGCAUUAAGGACUGUUGUAGCUGAGUUUGAUGAUCUGAAUGCUAAGUAUCGAGAAGCUGACAAGGAAGUAAAUGUUUUGCAGAUGAAAGUACAAGAAGCAGACAAUAACUUAUCUAAACACCAAAAGGAUAUGUCAUCAAGAAAGAAAUUUAUCGAAUCCAAGCUUCAGUCUUUGGACCAGCAAGGCUCUGGAAUCGAUUCUUAUCUAAAAGUUUUAGAGUCUGCCAAGGAGAAAAGAGAUGUACAGAAAAGCAAAUAUAACAUUGCAGAUGGUAUGCGACAAAUGUUUGAUCCUUUUGAAAGGGUUGCAAGAGCACAUCAUUUUUGCCCUUGCUGUGAGCGUUCUUUCUCGGCAGAAGAAGAAGACAGUUUUGUCAAGAAGCAAAGAGGGAAGGCUGCUAGUUCAGCUGAACAUUUGAAAAUUCUUGCUGUGGAGUCCUCAAGUGCAGACUCUGAUUAUCAGCAGUUGGAGAAGCUUCGUAUAUGGUAUGAAGAAUAUGUUAAACUUAGCAAGGAGACAAUCCCCAAUGCUGAAAAGGAACUCCAGCAAGUCAAGGAAGAGCUGGAUCACAAAUCCCAGGCACUUGACGAUGUUUUAGGUAUUUUAGCUCAAGUGAAGACUGACAAGGAGUUGGUUGAGCCGGUGGUGAAAUAUGUUGAACAUGCUGAUCGAAUUUUCCUCGAAAUUCAAACUUUGCAAAAGAAAGUUGAGGAUUUAGAAAGUGAGCUUGGUUGUGGAGGACCAGAAGUGAGGACUCUAGAAGAAAUUCAAUUGGAGCUCGUUGCAUUGCAGGGAACAAAGGACAAUUUGCAUACUGAGUUGACGAAUUUGAUGGAUGAGCAGAGGAAUAUGGAUACUGAUAUAUCAGGUAUUCAAUCACGGUUGCAGAAUGCAAGGGCUGAUAAAAUGAAUGCAGCUAUGAAAUUGCAAGAUGUAAAAAGAUUAGAAGAAGAAUUAGAACGAUUGACAGAAGAAAUGACCCAAGUUGAUCUUGAUGAGAAGAGUCUCACGGAAGCCUUUGGACCUUUAUCCAAGCGCAAAGAUAAAAUACGUGCUGACUAUAAUGAAUUGAAACUUAGACUUGACCACGAGUUUGAGAAUCUGGUUGAAAAAAAAAGAAUUUAUCAGCAAGAAGCUGAAGCAGUUUUUGGAAUGACUUCUAAGAUCAAAGAGUACUCUAACUCAAAGAAAGGAGACAGGUUGAAGGAGCUGCAGGAAAAGAAAUCUCUAUUAGAAUCUCAACUGCAAAGUUGUGAAACCAGGAUGCAGGAAAUUAUAGAUGAACUAGACAAAAGGAAAGAUUUGUUGCGAAAUACUGAUUUGCUUAGAAGAAAAAUUGAGGACAAUUUAAAUUACAGAAAAACAAAGGCUGAAGUAGAUGAGCUUGAACAUGAAAUUGAAAUACUUGAAGAAAAUAUGUUGAAGAUUGGUGUAUCUGACACAAUUCAAACCGAACACCAGAAAUUAUCCCAGGACAGGCAGAGGCUUCUUUCGGAGUCAAACAGGUGCAAAGGAACAAUAGAUGUUUACCAAAGCAAUAUUUCCAAAAAUAAGAUUGAUCUUAAGCAGGCCCAAUACAAGGACAUAGAUAAGCGAUAUUUUGAUCAGCUUAUCCAGCUUAAGACAACUGAAAUGGCAAACAAAGACCUGGACAGAUACUACAAUGCACUUGACAAAGCACUGAUGCGAUUCCACACAAUGAAAAUGGAAGAAAUCAACAAAAUUAUAAGAGAAUUGUGGCAACAGACUUAUAGAGGACAGGAUAUUGACUGCAUUAGUAUUCAUUCUGAUUCCGAAGGUGGUGGUACCCGAUCCUACAGUUACAAGGUUCUCAUGCAGACUGGUGAUGCUGAGUUAGAAAUGAGAGGAAGAUGUAGUGCAGGACAGAAGGUACUGGCAUCUCUCAUCAUACGGUUGGCUUUAGCGGAAACGUUUUGCCUCAAUUGUGGAAUUCUUGCAUUGGAUGAGCCAACCACAAAUUUGGAUGGUCCAAAUGCUGAAAGUCUGGCUGCGGCUAUCCUGAGGAUCAUGGAGGACAGGAAAAGCCAGGAAAAUUUUCAGCUAAUUGUAAUUACUCAUGACGAGCGUUUUGCUCAACUGAUUGGUCAGCGCCAGCAUGCGGAGAGAUAUUAUCGAGUCGCAAAAGAUGACCAUCAGCACAGUAUAAUCGAAUCUCAGGAGAUAUUCGACUGAAAGAUGGAUUUUAUUAGCUACUCCUUUGAGUUGGCUUGUUGGAGGAAUUGGCAGAUCUGUAAAAUCCACGCAAAGGCAUAUAUCAAGUUGUUCUUGAUGAGAUAUUCUAACUAAAAGACUGACACUUGUUGUAGAUUUACCAUUUGAACGCUAAUUUCUUUAAGUUUGUUUUUUGUUUUGGCAUUUCAUCCUUUGUGGCCAUUGUGAAGUUUUAAAAUUAGAACUGUGUAAAAAAGACAACAGUUCCUUUUAUCUGAUGGCAGACUGUAAUCUGUAUAAUGAAUGGUAGGGUUUGUGGCCUGGAUCGCAAUGAUUGUGAAUACUGAGGCUAUUAGAUCAAUACACUAGUUACUGAGGCUAUUAGAUCAAUACACUAGAAGUAUGAAAAGAGAAAA
This is a messenger RNA of Medicago truncatula (barrel medic), 4449 nucleotides long. Its product is annotated as DNA repair protein RAD50. Gene Ontology annotation, biological process: telomere maintenance via telomerase; telomere maintenance via recombination; double-strand break repair. The coding region runs from base 104 to 4054 and encodes 1316 amino acids. The transcript is spliced from 27 exons. NCBI's taxonomy places the organism in Eukaryota, Viridiplantae, Streptophyta, Magnoliopsida, Fabales, Fabaceae. Gene Ontology annotation, cellular component: nucleus; Mre11 complex; condensed nuclear chromosome. The record is from RefSeq and is a predicted model, not a curated record. Gene Ontology annotation, molecular function: ATP hydrolysis activity; single-stranded telomeric DNA binding; G-quadruplex DNA binding.